GUGAGCACAUAAACACAAAUAGUCUAAACUCUAUAUUCUAUACUCUGUUUAAUUCCAUGGCAAAAACAACUCACAUAACUAUUGUUUCAAGUCCUGGUUUCACCCACCUGGUCCCAAUUACCGAGUUCAGCAAGCGACUUGAGAAGCAUCACCCAAAUUUUCAUGUAACCUGCAUCGUUCCCUCACUUGGGCCACCCUCGGAGUCCUCCAAAGCCUACCUUGAAACUCUUCCUUCAAACAUACAAACCAUCUUACUUCCUCCCAUUAACAAAGAACAAUUGCCCCAAGGAGUACACCCUGCAAUCCUGAUUCAACUCACUGUUACUCAUUCUCUGCCAGCAAUACAUGAGGUCCUCAAAUCCCGAUUCUCCAAAGACCCUUUAGUUGCUUUGGUGGUAGAUCUUUUUGCGUUUCAGGCCUUGGAGUUUGCAAAGGAGUUCAAGGCCCUGUCCUAUUUUUACUUCCCUAGUUCAGCUUUGGUAUUGUCACUGCUUUUACACGCGCUUGUCUUGAUCGGCCCCACGGUGGGCGCCAAAUGUUCUUACCAAGGAUCUGGGGUAGACUCGAUCCGCUGGAGUCGGUGCCCUAGUCGCAGUCCAGGGUGGGGAGAUCGAAUGCCCUUCUUCCUCGUGGAGGUUGCUCGCCUGAGGCUGAUGAUUAGAGGGGCGUCAAGGGAGCCGGGCGCGAAUCCGAUCAUUUCUGGCACGUAG
Cajanus cajan (pigeon pea) is the source of this 710-nucleotide messenger RNA. NCBI's taxonomy places the organism in Eukaryota, Viridiplantae, Streptophyta, Magnoliopsida, Fabales, Fabaceae. The record is from RefSeq and is a predicted model, not a curated record.